Messenger RNA from Trichoderma asperellum CBS 433.97, 1185 nucleotides. RefSeq lists its product as uncharacterized. The record is from RefSeq and is a predicted model, not a curated record. Lineage: Eukaryota; Fungi; Ascomycota; Sordariomycetes; Hypocreales; Hypocreaceae. Gene Ontology annotation, molecular function: carbon-oxygen lyase activity, acting on phosphates.
AUGGCGAGCGUCUUCCACAAUCUGCUAUCUCAACCGCAAUUUGAUAGCUUGGAUUUUGCAGACGUCAGAUGUCUGACAGAACGUGAGAAAGCGGACAUAGUUGAGUGUCUAGAUGCCGCACUAUUAUCCUUUCUCUCUGAAAUAAACUUUUCUCACAGAUUUUGCCAAAAUGAUUCCAAGCUUCGUGACGAUCUGUGGUCCUGGAGCAGGGAAAAUUUAAGUGGUGUCUGCAUUUGCGAAGAUGAAAUUUUGAAGGGAAUACUUGAUGAAGCUGCGGCUAUUGUCGAGUAUUACUAUCCACAUGCUCAUCAUGACACUCGGCUACAGAUGGCUAUAAGUAUGGCGGCAGGGCUCACUGCUGAUGACGGCGUCACCCCUGCAGCUUCCAGGGAGGCAUUUGCAAAAUUCCACUAUGACUUAUGGUGCGGAAUGCCUGAUUCAGGAAAGGAUGAAUGGUCAAAAAUGUACCUCAAUGUCAUUAGAAAUUUCGCUCGGCAUUUUGGAGCCAGUGAUCCCCGGAUGGGAACCAUUGGCGCCAACGGAUUGGCUGGCUUCGCAGAGGCAACAUUUAUGGAAGACAGUCUGGCCAUGGCCCUGCCACCGCAUUUCUCUCAAGCUCAACCUGGGAUGGAUGACCAUGGUUGCUGCCCAGAUGGAUUUGCUUACUUUUUUAGAAGCCUUUCUGGAGUCACUGGUCCUCUUAUGUUGGGCAUGUUUAAGCCGGGGAGAGACUUGGAAGUCCCACUUGAAUAUUGGAUUACAAGCAUCGUGCCUCUUACGACGUUUAUUAAUCUGAUCAACGACCUACUCUCGUUCCCCAAGGAGAUGUUGGCCGGCGAGGCCCACAACUAUAUGUCUCUUCAGACGCAGGCCAAGCGCCAGGGCUGUCAACUUUCUGCAUUUGCCCAAGAGGAUGACUGUGAUGCACGAUGGACGUUUCGAGACACAAUAUGUGAGACUAUGGAUCUGUUGUGUGACGCCAUUCGCUCUCUGGAUAGAGCUUUUAUCCAGUUCCAUGGUGUCUGUUUAAAUCAUGGCAACGACGAUCAAUGGAGUAGUGAGCUGGCCAGUCAGGUGUGGAAGGCAUUUAGAAAUGGAAUCAUCUCUUGGCAUAUUAACCGCCCAAGAUAUGGACUUGGUACUCUGAGACGCAUCUUCACCAAGGAGAUAUUAAUCACCGAGUAG